CCAAUGGAAACUCAACCAAUAUUAUUAGAAACCAAUAAUUUAUCCUAUUAAAAAUUAAUCAAAAUAUAAGCCUAUAUACGUGGUCAUUAAUAAAGAAAAUACAUUGAAGAAGUAAAAAAAAAAGAACAAUUAGACGCACCUCAUACUCAAAUAGCAAUUGUAUAUAAUGGAGUAAUUAAAAGUAAUAAAUAUUAAGUAUAAAAAAUUCUAUAAGAAAUCCCAAAAUUUAAUUGGCCAUAAAGACCUGAAUUUAAGGAAUUAACAAAACUAGGUCCCUAUAAAAUUUUAAAAACAGGUUCUAUAUAUAAAGGUUAGUGGAAAAAUGGGAAAAGAAACGGUAGAGGUAUUUAAUGUUGGCCAGAUGGAUCUAUUUAUUAAGGAGAUUGGGAAAAUGACAUGGCUAAUGGAAACGGAAGAUUAAUUCAUUCUGAUGGGGAUUAUUAUUAAGGUUAAUGGCUUAAUGAUAGGGCUAGUGGAAAAGGUUUUUUGUUUAUUCUGUAUUUAUAGGUUUUUAUAUAUUUUUAAAAGGCGUUUUUAUUCACAUUGAUGGAUAAAAAUAUGAAGGAGAUUGGAAUAACGAUGAAUAACAUGGUUAUGGAAUUGAAACUUAAGACCUUUUUGUAUAUGAGGGUUAUUUUUAAAAUGGAUUAAAACAUGGGUAGGGUUAAUUGUACUGGAAAGAAGAUGGAAGUAUUUAUAAAGGCGAAUUUUUUAACGGUUUAAUUUAGGGAUAAGGGAAAAAAAAUUAUAAAGAAGGAAAACAAUAUUAAGGAUAAUGGAAAAAUUGUAAAAUGCAUGGAUAUGGAGAAAUAAUUUAUGCAAAUGGAAAGUCUUAUAAAGGAUAUUUUGAAAAUGAUUAAAAAAGUGGAUAUGGAGAAAUGAUUUAUCCUGAUAAAAAGAUAUAUAAAGGUUAUUGGAAAAAUAAUAAAUAUGAUGGUGAAGGGUAAGUUAUUUUGCCAGAUGGAAGAAUAGGGAAAGCUAUAUGGUAAAAUGACUCUUUAUAUUUAAAUGGAUAUAUUAUUACAUAAGUUAUUACACCUCUAAUAUGUUUGUUUUUUGUUUAUUUAAUAAAAAAACUUGCCGAAAGCUAAUUUGGAAGUACUUUUACUUUUGAUUAUCCUUUCUUAUUUAAUAUUCCUAGUUUAUAUUAAAUGUACCCUUAUAUGAAAAAUAUAACAUGUCUAGAAUGGUAUGAAUAUGCAUUCGAUACAAAUUCAACUUAACAAACCAAAGAUUUUAUAGGAUAUAAUAGCGGGCAAAAAAAUGAAAUUCCAAAAGGAAUGCUUGCUAAUAUCUAGUAAUCAAAAAAUGACUGCUAGUUCUAACCCUCUAAAGAAACUCCAAGUUAGAAUCGUUCAGUACCUUUUUUUACUUAGCCCAUUAAUUAAACUAUUAAUGAAGAUAUUUAUAAUUCUUUGUUUUAUUUAAAUAAUGUUCCUUAUAAAAGAGGAUCAGAUCUUGAAAGUCUUGAUAUAUUACCUGAUGGCGCAAUAUAAUUUUCCGAAGCUUCGAAAGAUAAACUUAAAUAUAAAAUACAAAUUAACGAUUUGCGUAUACCUGAAUACCAUCGAAACAAUGGUGUUACUAAACUAACAAAAAGAGGAAAAAUUAUUAGAAAUGAUGAAAAUGAACAUAGUAUCAUUUUUCGGAUGGGGAUUAAGUUAGAUUGGAAUUUCAUUUUUUUUUAAGUCUUUUUAUCAAAAGCGCGUUCUGCAACUAUUAUAGGUUACUUACUAUCUAUAUGGACUAGUUUAAUAUCUGUUACAAUAAACGCUGCAGUUUAUCCAGAUCCUUACGAAUUACCUUAUUUAAUGAGAUUAUAUCCUCCUUUAGGGUUUUCUCGAUUAAUGUAUAAUUUUUCUUUCGCUUGCUCUAAUGGUUAGUGUUUUAGGCAUUUCGAGAGUUUAACUGAAGAAAUAAAAGAUUGUAUUUUCUAUUUAUAUAUCGGUUUUUUUUUCUUUACUUUCGCAGGGAUUUAUUUACAUGAAGUUUUUCCACAAGAAUUCGGGAUAACUUAACAUUGGCUUUUUUGCUUAAAAAAAUUUAAGAGGAAAAGAAACCAAAUUUUAGAAUAAAAAGAAAGCAAUUAAAAUAUCUUGGAAGUGGAAUUAUAAGAAGACUAAGAUUCGAAAAAAGAGAGAAUGUUUGUACAAAGCAUUCAUUUUGAAGAUUUAAAAAAAUACCCUUUAGUAAUAAAAGACUUGAGAAAAGUAUAUAAGCCAGUAGGUGGUAGACCAGAGCAUGUGGCAGUCAAAAAUCUUUCUUUUUGUAUCAAAUAAGGGGAAAUUUUUGGACUUUUGGGACCUAAUGGGGCCGGAAAAACUACUCUUAUAUCCAUGAUUACAGGUAUUUAUCCACCUUCGAAGGGUAAUGCUUGGGUUGCAGGGUACGAUAUUAUUAAUAAUAUGGAAUAUGUGCAUUUAAAUAUUGGAGUUUGUCCUUAAUUUGAUCUUUUGUGGCCUGAUUUAACUGUUGAGGAACAUUUGUUAUUUUAUGCAAGAUUAAAAGGAAUCAAACCGUCUCAGGAAAAAGAAAAAGUACAGAAAGCAAUGAAAGAAGUGCUUUUAAGUGAAAGAGCAAACUUUAAAAUUAGCGAACUUUCUGGAGGUAUGAAAAGAAGACUUUCAGUUUCGAUUUCUUUAGUAGGAGAUCCGAAAAUCAUUUUCUUAGAUGAACCUUCAACUGGUUUAGAUCCAGAAAAUAGAAGAUAAUUAUGGGAAAUAUUGGCUUAAUGCAAAGGGAAAAGAGCGAUGGUUUUAACAACUCAUUCUAUGGAGGAAGCAGAUAUUCUGUGUAAUAGAAUCGGAAUAAUUACAAAUGGAAGUUUAAGAUGUAUAGGAUAAUCAGUUAGUUUGAAAAAUCUGUAUGGCGGAGGGUAUCAUUUAUAUAUUAAUUGUCAUAAGGAAAAAUAUUUGGAGAAUUAUUUAAAUGAUGAAGAGAAGAAGCAAAUUAAUUAAUAAAAAUUACUUGAAUUUAUUUAAGUUUUAUUACCAAGAUCUAAAAAAGUAUCAGAAUUUAAUACUAAUUUUGUUUUCUAAGUUCCUUAGGAUGGUCUUAAAAUUUCUUAAAUAUUUGAAGAAUUAUAAAAAAAAAAGGAAGAAUUAAGAAUAUCAGGCAUAUAUUUUUUUUUUUAUAUAUAUUUUUAAUAAUAUAAUUUAGAUUGGGGAAUUUCAUAGUCUAGUUUAGAAGAUGUUUUUAUGUAAAUUGUAGAAACUACAUAAUGA
Molecule: messenger RNA, 3224 nt
Organism: Ichthyophthirius multifiliis
Lineage: Eukaryota; Ciliophora; Oligohymenophorea; Hymenostomatida
Exons: 11
Biological process (GO): lipid transport; transmembrane transport
Cellular component (GO): membrane; intracellular membrane-bounded organelle
Molecular function (GO): lipid carrier activity; ATP binding; ABC-type transporter activity
Source: RefSeq, a predicted model, not a curated record